CCUACGUCGGCUUCCUUCCCUCCAGAUUGUCUAUCCGAAGCCGCAAACGCAAACGCAGGAACGCUGCUGCUAAUUUCACUCCUUUCCUUGUUUUCUUCUCUCCUCGCGCUUCUCCCCCUUAACCAUUCGCCACCACCACGCCCACCUCGCCGCCAUCGACCUCACCGGAACCCUAGCUAGGGCGUAGGCUUCACGACGAUCGCCGGCGACACGAUCGGCGCCGGGGCCUCUCCGCGAGGGGCGAUCGCGGGACCGUACGCGCCGCCGCUCCCUCCGCCGGAGGCCAUGUCGGGAGGCGGCUGGCCGGCGGCAGCGCAGCAGGUCGUGCAGUCGCUGCAGCGGUGCUCGCCGCUUGAGCCUGCUCGGAAGCCCUUUGCUGCUGCGCUCGGCGACUACCACCGGUUCCCCCGGCCGUCGUCACCUCCCACCGCGGCGACAGCGCCCCGGGCCGGUGGGCGCGGUGAGAUCGAGGAGGGCAUCGGCGUCAGGACACCGCUAAAAAGAAAAACUCCCUAUGGAGAAAGUGAUACUGCUGAGUCAACUGAAUGGAUGAUAACCAGCCCUGUGUUCACUAAAGGAGUUGGCACUCCACCUAUGACCCCAGUUUCUGGGAAAGCUGCGAGGACAUACAAGUCAAAGGCUACAUGCAGUAAAGCUGGACCUCAGACACCUGUAUCAAAUGCUGGUUCCCCUGGCAAUCCACCUACUCCGGCUGGUUCUUGCCGUUAUGACAGUUCAUUAGCACUAUUGACCAAAAAGUUCAUCAAUCUGCUCAAGCAAGCUCAAGAUGGCAUUCUUGAUUUGAAUAGUGCUGCAGAGAUGUUAGAUGUUCAAAAGCGCCGCAUGUAUGACAUUACAAAUGUCCUUGAAGGAAUUGGGUUGAUAGAAAAGAAGCUGAAGAACAGAGUCCGUUGGAAGGGUUCGGAUGACUCAGGAACUAACUUGGAUAAUGAUAUUUUGGUUCGGGAGACAAAAGUUGAAAAUCUUAAUCUCCAGGAGCAAGCAUUAGAUGAACAUAUAAGUGAAAUGCGUGAAAAGCUAAAGGAGUUCAUUGAAGAUGAAAGCAAUCAGAGGUGGCUAUAUCUUACCGAAGAUGACAUCAAGGGAUUGCCCUGCUUUCAGAACCAAACACUAAUUGCAAUAAAAGCACCUCAUGGUACUUCUGUGGAAGUACCCAAUCCUGAUGUGAAGGUUGGUGAUUAUUUUCAAAGGAGAUACAGAAUAGUAAUACGGAGUACCAUGGGUCCAAUUGAUAUCUACUUGGUUAGUACUAGUAAAUUUGAGGAGAAAAUGGAGGGAAAGCUGGCUGGUGCUGCAACACCGUCCAGAGACACAAAUGUGGCAAAACAUGCCACAAUAGAUGCCUCCAGAACAAUAGAAGCUGGACAAAGGAGUGGAACCAAGGAGGUGUUGCUUGAUGCUCAGCAUAUCGAGAGAACUCCAGAUCUAAAUGCUUCAUAUGAUUUUGAAGGAGCUAUGAGGAAGAUUAAUCCAUCAGAUGUUGAUAGUGAUGCAGACUACUGGCUUCAUGCAGAUGGCGAUGUAAGCAUUACUGAUAUGUGGAGAACAGCGCCAGAAGUGCAGUGGGAUCAGAUAGACCCCAACGAUUUUUUAGUUGAAGAGGUAAGCACUCCACACGCCCUCAACCAGCAGCCAGCUGCAGUGGGUGAACCUACAGCUGUGGGCUCUAACUAGGGAUAACCAAUAAGUUUAUACAGUGCAUUCUCGUCAAAUCGUAAUGUGAGCACAGGUAAUUGAGGAUGUUUUGGAACAAACCAGAGUUUGUUUUUUUGGAUGGCAAAUGUUCUCUGUGGGACUCGGACUCGAAGGCUGGUAUCACAUUCAACAUACUUUCUACGGGAGGAAGGUAGUCUGGCAGUGGUUAAGAUGUACAUGCUGAUAUAGCUUUUUGUUGUGGUCUGGCGGUAUGUGUUUGGUAACUUAUAUAGAGUAUCACAGGACAAUGUUCCGGUUAGGUUUUACCCUUGCACUGCCUAUUCAGGUAACAUUUUCCUACGUACGGUUGGUUCAGGCAUGUAGCCGUCUUAUUCUGCCUUGAAAUGAGGCCACAAUUUUGUGUACAUAU
Phragmites australis (common reed) is the source of this 2086-nucleotide messenger RNA. Its product is annotated as transcription factor E2FA-like. Gene Ontology annotation, biological process: regulation of transcription by RNA polymerase II. The transcript is spliced from 14 exons. Gene Ontology annotation, cellular component: RNA polymerase II transcription regulator complex. NCBI's taxonomy places the organism in Eukaryota, Viridiplantae, Streptophyta, Magnoliopsida, Poales, Poaceae. Bases 286 to 1695 code for a protein of 469 amino acids. Gene Ontology annotation, molecular function: protein dimerization activity; DNA-binding transcription factor activity, RNA polymerase II-specific; RNA polymerase II cis-regulatory region sequence-specific DNA binding. The record is from RefSeq and is a predicted model, not a curated record.